This is a messenger RNA of Nerophis lumbriciformis (worm pipefish), 1770 nucleotides long. The record is from RefSeq and is a predicted model, not a curated record. NCBI's taxonomy places the organism in Eukaryota, Metazoa, Chordata, Actinopteri, Syngnathiformes, Syngnathidae.
GCUGUGGGAAUGAUGGACUUCCCCAAUGGCCAAUUAAGCCUCGCCCCUAUUGCUGCCACUAUCUCUGAGAGGAGCAGCAGCUCAGAGUCUCUUAGUGACAAGGGCUCCUCCGAGCUGAAGAAGAGCUUUGAUGCGGUUGUCUUCGACGUGCUGAAGGUCACACCAGAAGAAUAUGCUGGCCAGAUUACGCUUAUGGAUGCUCCAGUGUUCAAAGCCAUCCAGCCAGAGGAGCUGUCAAGUUGCGGUUGGAACAAGAAGGAAAAACACAGCUCGGCUCCCAAUGUUGUUGCUUUUACUCGGCGGUUCAACCAGACAAGUUUCUGGGUGGUUCGGGAGAUCCUCCAUGCGCAAACGCUGAAGAUCAGAGCCGAGGUGCUGAGUCUAUACAUACGCACCGCCAAGAAAUUGUGCGAAAUAAACAACCUCCACGCCGUCAUGGCAGUGGUGUCGGGUUUGCAGAGCGCUCCCAUCUUCCGGCUCACCAAAACAUGGGCGUUACUGAGCCGCAAGGACAAGGCCACAUUUGACCGUCUUGACUUCUUGAUGUCAAAAGAGGACAAUUACAAGCGGCUACGGGACUACAUUAGCAGCCAGAGCAUGGUGUCAUGUAUACCAUACCUAGGGAUGUACCUCUCUGAUCUGACCUACGUGGACUCAGCCUACCCAUCCACGGGCAGCAUCCUGGAGAAUGAGCAGCGGUCCAACCUGAUGAAUAACAUUCUCAGAAUUAUAUCAGAUCUGCAGAGAUCUUGUACAUACGAUAUUCCUCUUUUACAUCACGUACAAAAGUAUCUCAACUCUGUCAGAUACAUCGAGGAGCUGCAGAAGUUUGUGGAGGAUGACAAUUACAAGUUGUCACAAAGGAUCGAGCCUGGAACCAGCACGCCGCGAGCUAAUGCCUCCAAGGAGGAUCUUGCGGGCCAGGAGGCGUCUGCAUCUCCUUUAUGCGGCCGUAAAUGUUCGAUGGCGGCCGACGGCGCUAAAGUCCCAGCCACACCGCCCUCUCCAAGGAACCUGCUGCCAUACGGACACCGCAAGUGUCACAGUCUGGGCUACAAUUUCAUCCACAAGAUGAAUACGGUGGAGUUCAAGAGCGCCACCUUCCCCAAUGCCGGUUCUCGCCACCUGCUUGACGACAGUGUAAUGGAGAGCAACAGUCCCACUCGGGGCCAAGCCGAGAGCUCCACAUUGUCUAGCGGCAUUUCACUGGGAAGCAGCGACGGCUCAGAACUCAGCGAGGAAGUAACGUGGCCAGCUUUCGAGAGGACUCGGUUCUAUCACUCUCUGGGCCCAGUGACCCGCGUGGCCCGCAUCCCCUACCGAGGAGUCCUGAGGCCCAGCAGCUCUGCCGAGUCUGAGGAAUUGGCGGUUCAUUUGUAUCCCGGAGCGGUGACGGUGCAGGGGGUGCUGAGGCGGAAAACUGUACUCAAGGAAGGCAAGAAACCAACGGUGGCGUCCUGGACCAAAUACUGGGUGGCUCUUUGCAGUACCCAACUUUACUUCUAUCCUGUCAAGUCCUUGAAGGCUACAGAGAGAAAACAUUUCAAGUCAAAGUCCAGUAAGAGCGUGUGCGUGGUGGGUCUGAUGGCGAUGAUGGCGGACGAUCCAGAGCAUCCGGAUGUCUUCAUGUUGACCGACUCGGAGCACGGUAACACCUACAAGUACCAAGCAGGCAACAGGAUGAACGCCUUGCUGUGGUUUAAACAUCUGAGUGCUGCGUGUCAGAGCAACAGACAACAGGUGCCAGCUAAUCUGAUGUCAUUUGAGUGA